Messenger RNA from Poecilia latipinna (sailfin molly), 1720 nucleotides. RefSeq lists its product as uncharacterized. The record is from RefSeq and is a predicted model, not a curated record. The transcript is spliced from 2 exons. The coding region runs from base 317 to 1090 and encodes 257 amino acids. Lineage: Eukaryota; Metazoa; Chordata; Actinopteri; Cyprinodontiformes; Poeciliidae.
GAUUUUUGGUGCGUCAUCAGGGAGCACUGUACAACACAUUAGUGUGCAGAACCUAGUGGAUUGGUGCAUAAAUUGCUUGUGAGCGUUGAUGACAACAAAUGGGUGGUGUAGCUGGGGCUCCCGUAGUUGUGACAAGGCGGAGCGGCGCUGAGCUGCAAGGACCUUACAAGGCUGUUUGCAGUUUUAAUUCUAUUAAACAUCCACUUGCUGACUGUAGUGUCCUCUCUUUAGGGGCCAGGACACAGAUGGAGGAAAUGUUGAAGAAGCCUGCAACAGUGUUUCAGUAACACACAGAACCAAAUUUGGACCAAGUAAGAUGCCCGCAAUCUCGUGUCCUGCAGGAGAGCUGGUCUCUGUGUCUCUGAACGACGUGGUGCGAUUACACUGUCCUGCAGCGUCACAGCUGUCCCACCAGCUGUGGGAGCGUCCAAACAGCCGCCUGUCCUCAGACCUCUACCUCCACCUGCAGGAUGGGAGCCUCAGCUUUGUGGCCACCCCAGCCACCCUGGGCCACUACCUCUGUCUGUCCACAGAGAACGGCUACCGACAGACCAUGGCCAUUUAUCACGUCAAGCAGAAGAGCAGUCCCAUGGCUCAGACUCCAACCAGCUACACCCGGAGCCACACGCGAGCCCAGCCCACUAGGGAGGGGCCUAAAGCAACAGAAUCCAGACCAGCAGUGACAAAACCCUCACUGGCCAUCAGGAACACUCCAGUCACCACCAGGCAGCUUGAUAGAAAUCUGGAAACAAAAUUCCGUGAUGGGAACCCUCUGCUGUCAGCCUGCUGCCCCAGCUACCUGAAGGAGCUGGUGGUGGUGUCCGUUCUGCUGGUGCUGUGCCUCAGUCUGCUCAUCACAGUCACUCUGUAUGUUCUCAGACAACAAUGGCGGAGACAGACUGCACCUGGAAUGGGAACUCCAAGCAGGAGCUCUGACCGGAGGACCCCUGAGGAGCAGGAGUCCUUGAGGGAGAAUGAGUUUGGGAGCAAAGCUAAUGGUCAGGUGCCCUCUGGUGGACAUGCCAGUGGCUUGGUUUGUAACAGGAACCUUACAGACUCUACCCAGAAUUUGCCAAACACUCCCUUCUGAGCAGCAGCCAAAGAGCCUUUUGAGCUGCUACAGAGCAGAGCACCAUCAAGGGGGAACAUUGCAGUAGCAGGGCUCAUUUGGUGAGCGCUGCACAGCAACAGUGCAGGGCAAAGUUAGACUUCCUGAAUGUUCUGCAGCCUGAGUACUGCGCAAGUGGCUGCUCCACUUGUUUUCUUUAAAGGGAACUUGAUCUUUUCCAAUACAAAUUAAUGGUAGUUGGAUCCUAACAAACAAAGCAGAGCUUAGUCUUUAAACCACAUCUGAGAUCUGACUGUUAGCUCAAGUCUAAUGAAAUGUGUAAAUCUGUUUUAUGAACUAUUAGCAGUUCAACUGUGGUCAGUAGCCAAAACCCACCUUUCCAGUUAGAAUGCUGUUGAGGUAACAGGGAUGUGAUGGUAUAUGGAGCUGUUUGGGUCAGACGGUGUUCCGCACCUCAAUGAUGUGUCUUUUUAAAGAUGUUCUGGUGGAGUUCUUCUUAUUACUUUAUCUGAUUUUCUUUUCAUGACAUCCUGGACUUUUUUUUUAUCUCAUUGAUAUUCCUUAACUCCUGUUCUGAUUACACUCUUUUGUCACUGCACAUGUUUUCCUGCUCAUCAAUAAACCAGAUGCUGAUUGUUUUUGAUGCAUUCA